AUGGCGCGUCUAUUGAACCGCGACGGCGCGUCCAAGUCCUUCACUUGGACCACCGUCUUCUACCUUCUCCUGGUCUUCAUUGCGCCCCUGGCGUUUUUUGGCACCACGGCCCACGCCGAGGAGGAGACUGCCGCUGAGAACUAUGGAAACGUUAUCGGUAUUGACUUGGGUACCACCUACUCUUGUGUUGGUGUGAUGCAGAAUGGCAAGGUCGAGAUUCUCGUCAACGACCAAGGAAACCGUAUCACCCCGUCCUACGUCGCCUUCACUGAUGAGGAGCGUCUGGUCGGUGACGCCGCCAAGAACCAAUACGCCGCCAACCCUACCCGUACCAUCUUCGAUGUUAAGCGAUUGAUCGGUCGCAAGUUCGAGGACAAGGACACCCAGAAGGACGCCAAGAACUUUCCCUUCAAGAUUGUCAACAAGGAUGGCAAGCCGCACGUCAAGGUCGAUGUCAACCAGACCCCCAAGGUCCUGACUCCAGAGGAGGUGUCCGCUAUGGUUCUGGGCAAGAUGAAGGAGAUCGCCGAGGGAUACCUUGGCAAGGGCGUUACCCACGCCGUUGUCACUGUUCCCGCCUACUUCAACGACGCUCAGCGUCAGGCCACCAAGGAUGCCGGUACUAUCGCCGGUCUCAACGUCCUCCGUGUCGUUAACGAACCCACCGCCGCGGCUAUCGCCUACGGUUUGGACAAGACUGGUGGCGAGCGCCAGGUUAUUGUGUACGAUCUGGGUGGUGGUACUUUCGAUGUUUCCCUCCUGUCGAUUGAUGACGGUGUCUUCGAGGUCCUGGCUACUGCUGGUGACACCCACCUGGGUGGUGAGGACUUUGACCACCGUGUCAUGGACUACUUCGUGAAACAGUACAACAAGAAGAACAGCGUCGAUGUUACGAAGGACCUGAAGGCGAUGGGUAAGCUCAAGCGCGAGGUCGAGAAGGCCAAGCGUACGCUCUCUUCGCAGAUGUCCACCCGCAUUGAGAUUGAGGCCUUCCACAACGGCGAGGACUUCUCCGAGACCCUGACCCGCGCCAAGUUCGAAGAGCUGAACAUGGAUCUGUUCAAGAAGACCCUCAAGCCCGUCGAGCAGGUGCUCAAGGACGCCAAGGCCAAGAAGUCCGACGUGGACGACAUCGUUCUCGUUGGUGGCUCCACCCGUAUCCCCAAGGUCCAGGCUAUCCUGGAGGAGUUCUUCGGUGGCAAGAAGGCCAGCAAGGGUAUCAACCCCGAUGAGGCCGUUGCCUUCGGUGCUGCCGUUCAGGGUGGUGUUCUGUCUGGCGAUGCCAACCUCCGUGACGUCGUUCUCAUGGAUGUUAACCCCCUCACCCUGGGUAUUGAAACCACCGGUGGUGUGAUGACCAAGCUCAUCCCCCGUAACACUGUCAUCCCUACCCGCAAGUCCCAGAUCUUCUCGACUGCCGCCGACAACCAGCCGACGGUGCUGAUCCAGGUGUUCGAGGGUGAGCGCUCGAUGACCAAGGACAACAACCUGCUCGGCAAGUUCGAGCUGACAAGUAUCCCACCCGCACCCCGUGGCGUUCCUCAGAUUGAGGUCGCCUUCGACCUGGAUGCCAACGGUAUCCUCAAGGUUAGCGCUAGUGACAAGGGAACCGGCAAGGCCGAGUCCAUCACCAUUACCAACGACAAGGGCCGUCUGUCCCAGGAGGAGAUCGACCGCAUGGUGGCCGAGGCCGAGCAGUUCGCCGAGGAGGACAAGGCGAUCAAGACCAAGAUCGAGGCCCGCAACGGACUGGAGAACUACGCCUUCAGCCUGAAGAACCAGGUCACCGACGAGAAGGGUCUUGGUGGCCAGAUCGACGAGGACGACAAGCAGACUAUCCUGGACGCUGUCAAGGAGGUUACCGACUGGCUCGAGGAGAAUGGCGCCACUGCCACCACCGAGGACCUCGAGGAGCAGAAGGAGCAGCUCUCUGGUGUCGCCUACCCGAUCACCAGCAAGCUUUACGGCUCUGGCGCUCCUCCCGAGGGCGAGGAAGAGGAGCCCGUCGAGCACGACGAACUGUAA
Molecule: messenger RNA, 2025 nt
Organism: Penicillium alfredii
Lineage: Eukaryota; Fungi; Ascomycota; Eurotiomycetes; Eurotiales; Aspergillaceae
Gene: bipA
Product: Hsp70 family ATPase KAR2
Exons: 3
Coding region: 1-2025 (674 amino acids)
Biological process (GO): protein refolding; endoplasmic reticulum unfolded protein response; cellular response to unfolded protein
Cellular component (GO): endoplasmic reticulum lumen; nucleus; endoplasmic reticulum chaperone complex
Molecular function (GO): ATP-dependent protein folding chaperone; misfolded protein binding; heat shock protein binding
Source: RefSeq, a predicted model, not a curated record